GUUGUCAAAAAUUUCUUUUUUUCCCAAUUUUGCGCCACAGCAAUUUUGGUUUUUGGGGUUUUUCACCUGAAAAUUCUAUUUGAUAGCAAAAACCGAGUGAAAAUAUUGUAGAUAAGUGAUACAUGGGCAUUUGUGGCUAGAAAUUCAAGCAAAAAUGUCAAAGGAUAUUCGCUCCUAUUUCUCCAUAUCUCUCAAAGCGUCUGGUUCUGGAAAAGCCCCCACAAGUAAAAAUGUUCCGGAAAGACCAUCAAAGGGGAGGAAAAAGAAACUUGUUGUUUCCAGUGAUGAGGAUGAAGUUGUACCUCCAACUCCGGAGCCACCAAAGAAGCUAAAACGUGAAAAAUCCCGAGAAAAGCUGGUGAAGAGAAGAAGGGUUAUUGAAUCCGAUGAUGAGGAUAGCAAGCAAAAGGAUGCAAAACCCAAUCUUAAGAAGCUCAAGAAGGAGAAGAGCUCUGAACCGGAUGUCCCGAAGAAGGUUGUCAAUUCCUUCAGUGAAAUGUACAACAAUAAGCCGGUGGAGAUGGUUUUCAAGAAGAAGAAAACUCCCCAGAAAUCUGUUGAUGCGCUCUUUGAGUCCGACGAUGAGUUCAAUCAAGUCGCUGGCAUGCUAGAUGAGAAUGAUGGUGGAGAGAAGAAGCUGAGAAAGUCCAAAACUCCCCAGAAAACUAAUGAAAAGGAAAAGGAAACUGCGAAGAAGAUUCCCAAGAAGAAACUCGAUGAAAGUGAUUUCCAUUCUGAUGAGGAAUUUGUGAAGACAGUCAAGAAUCUCGAUGUGGUCAAUGGGAGACAUAAAACACCCAAAAAGACCCCCAAGAAGGAUGCAAAUGAGAAUGUUCCUAAAUCUUCCGGGAAGAAACACAAAUCUGGGGAGAAGCGUUCAAAACCAGUAGAAAAAGCUGCAAAAUCUGUUGAGAAGGCUCCUAAAUCCGUUGAAAAAUCUUCAAGGUCAGCUAAAAAGGAUUCCAAAGCAUCAGAAAAGCAUUCAAAGGCAUUAGAUAAGGUUUCUAAAUCACUUGAUUAUGCGGAAUCAUCAUCAAAGGCAUCACAAAAGGCCGAUAAAACCCCGAAAAGUACAGAAAAGCCCCACAAAACUACAGAAAAGCCCCACAAAACUAUAGAAAAACUCGAAAAGGCUUCAAAGUCUACAGAAAAACUUCCCAAGAGUGCGGAGAAACGUCACAAAACUCCGGAAAAAACCCCAAAAUCCACUGAAAAAUCAAAGAAGCAUGCUGAGAAUGCCACAACUGCCCUCAAAGCAGAAACAAAGGCUCCCGAAACUGAGGCAGCUGCCACUCCGGAGGAUAAGAAGAAAUUGGCAGCAAUUAUGUAUCAGAAAUUCCACAAUCGCACCUCCUGCAUCAAUCCUGGGAGCAAGGAAGUCCCCCAGGGAGCACCAAAUUGUCUCGCGGGGCUGAGUUUUAUUAUUACGGGUAUUCUGGAGUCUCUGCAGCGUGAGGAGGCAACACAGUUAAUUAAGGAUCUCGGGGGACGCGUGAUGGGGAAUGUUUCAAAGAAAACGGAUUAUGUUGUGCUGGGAGAAGAGGCUGGACCGGCAAAAUUAAAGAAAAUCGAAGAGUUCUCCACGAAGAAGCUCACCGAAGAUGGGUUAUUUGAUCUCAUCCGGGAGAAGAGUGCUGGGAAGAUUAAAAUGGAAGAUAAGAAAACUCCCGGAAGCUCUGCAGGGAAGAGAAAAUCCGCUGAACCAGGUGAAGCUGGAGGGAAGAGGGUGAAAAAGGAGGAAGAAGCGGUGAAAGUUGAUCUCAAUGUGACAGGAAGUGUGGGAGGGAAGCUUCCAUGGGUCGAUAAGUAUGCCCCAUCGACGUCCAAGCAGAUCAUUGGGCAGCAGGGAGCUGCAAGUAAUCUCGUAAAGCUCACAAAUUGGCUGACAAAAUGGUACUCAAAUCACGAUGGAACGAAGAAACUUCAGCGCCCGAGUCCGUGGGCAAAGUCCGAUGAUGGAGCUUUCUUCAAGGCUGCCCUGCUGUCCGGACCACCGGGUGUGGGCAAGACGACAACAGCUACACUCGUGUGCCGUGAAUUGGGCUUCGAUGUUGUGGAAUUCAAUGCAUCAGAUACGAGAUCGAAGCGCCUGCUGAAGGAACAAGUGUCGGAGCUUCUGUCCAAUAAAUCCCUCUUCGGCUUCUGCCACAAUGCCAAGGUGGCUGUGUCCAAGAAGCACGUCCUGCUUAUGGAUGAAGUGGAUGGAAUGGCUGGGAAUGAGGAUCGUGGGGGCAUUCAGGAGCUCAUUGCACUCAUCAAGGACUCCUCCGUGCCAAUUAUUUGCAUGUGUAACGACAGGAAUCAUCAGAAGAUGCGCUCCCUGGUGAACUAUUGCUACGAUCUCCGUUUCCAGCGACCACGUGCGGAGCAGAUCAAGGGCGCCAUGAUGUCGGUGUGCUUCAAGGAGAAACUCAAACUAGCUCCGGGAGUUCUGGAUGAGAUUAUUGCCUCCACAAAUCAUGACGUCCGUCAAACACUCAACAUCCUGUCAAUGCUCAAUGCCAAGAAGAGUGAUUCAGGCAUCGAUGCUGGUGGUCAGAGUUCCAAAAAGGAUCUCAAGCUGGGCCCAUGGGAUGUUGUCCGGAAGGUCUUUUCGGCUGAGGAACAACGAAAGAUGUCAAUUCAGGAUAGGAGUGAUCUCUUCUUCCAUGACUACAGUAUUGGACCACUAUUUGUCCAGGAAAACUACCUCUCAGUCACUCCAAGGGGAAUCCCGAAGAACUAUGCAAUCUUCCACGCUGCCGAAGCUGCGGAUUCCCUGAGUUUGGGCGAUUUGGUUGAUCGACGCAUUCGCUCCAAUAUGGCAUGGUCACUCCUUCCCACGCAGGCAAUCUUCAGCUCUGUCCUCCCUGGGUACUACAUGCAGGGCUUCUUUACGGGACAAAUUGAAUUCCCCGGAUGGCUGGGCAAGAACUCCAAGCGCAACAAACGCAUGCGUUUGGCUCAGGAGAUAAAUGAUCACAUCCGGAUUACAGCUUCAGGAUCACGGGAGAGUGUAUGCAUGGACUAUGCUCCCAAUCUCCUGGCAGCUAUUGUUAAUCCACUAAAAGAGAAGGGAUCAGAAGGUGUUCCUGAUGCUAUAAAUGUGAUGAAGAAGUAUCGUCUACUGCGUGAGGACAUUGAGGGACUUGUGGAGCUCUCAGUGUAUCCCGGAAAGAAGAAUCCCUUGGAUGGGAUUGAUGGGAAAGUCAAAGCAGCACUAACGAGGACCUACAACAAGGAAGUCUGUCCCUUUGUCUACUCAGCGAAUGCAGCAACGAAGAAGAAGAAAGCUGGAGGAGCUGCAGAUGCGGAUGAAAUGAUGGAGGGAGAGGAUGGAGAAGAAGUUCAGCAUCAGUCAGAUGAGGAGGAAGAUGAUAAAAUUGAUAAUGAUGCCCUGAUAAAAGCCAAAAAGAGAGCUCCGGCAAAAGCAAAGAAGGAAGAACCCGUUGCAUCAACCUCAAAAGGCUCCACAGCUAAAAAGGGGGCCUCCAGCUCGAAAGGAAAGUCCUCCGGAAAGUCUAAGAAAAAAUAAUAAGGAACAAAAUUCUAUUGUAUAAAAUUUCUUUCAUAUUGUUUUCAAUAAAUUUUUGAAUUUCAACAAAAA
Molecule: messenger RNA, 3586 nt
Organism: Lutzomyia longipalpis
Lineage: Eukaryota; Metazoa; Arthropoda; Insecta; Diptera; Psychodidae
Gene: Gnf1
Product: replication factor C subunit 1
Exons: 3
Coding region: 155-3514 (1119 amino acids)
Biological process (GO): DNA replication; DNA repair
Cellular component (GO): nucleus; DNA replication factor C complex
Molecular function (GO): ATP binding; DNA binding; ATP hydrolysis activity
Source: RefSeq, a predicted model, not a curated record